UAAACAUAGUAAGCAUGGUGUAUGGCUAACCAGUGUGGGAACAAACAAGGAGAGGUUCAAAGGCACGGACAAAUCUAGUCUCCAAAACUAUUCUGGGAACCUGGAAUGUACGCAGCAACCUCAAGCUCUUAACAUGAUCACUCAAUGAAGCUUUCUCUAUGUCCAUGUCCAUCUACUAUCUGUUAUCUGUUAUCUUCAUUUGCUAAGAGUUACAUACAGUAUGAGAGAACUGUUAUACAUAGGGUGCGAAUGAAGCAGAACCACAACUGAUUUUGAGGAGAUCCUUUUGGACAGACAAGAAUGGCCUAUUCUUCCAUUGAGCACCUUCCAUUCAAAGACCAGGAACUCCCAGCCCAAAUGUUGUGCCAGCUAAACUGCCUCAGGCAUGAGAAGAUCUUCACUGACAUGCUCCUCUGCACUGAAGAUCUGGAGAUCCCAUGCCACAGGAACGUUCUUGUCUCUAGCAGUCCUUACUUCCAUGCCAUGUUUUGCAGCAACUUCCGUGAGAGCAGCCAGACUAGGGUGGACUUGAAAGGCAUCAGCUCUGAGAUUUUGAGCGGUAUUGUAGACUACAUUUACACUGGAAUCAUUAAUAUAAGCAUGGAAAUAGUGCUGCCUCUGAUGCAAGCUGCAUCCAUGCUGCAGUACACAAGGCUUUUUGAGGCUUGCUCAGCCUUUUUGCAGGAGCAGCUGAACCCGGACAAUUGCCUGAGCAUGAUUCGCCUCUCAGAGAUCCUGCACUGUGACAGCUUGAGAGAGAGAGCAAAGGAAAUGGCUGUGCGCUGUUUCUCAGACGUUGCCGCCUCAGAGGACUUUUGCGAGCUCUCACUGCCUGAACUCAUGUGCUAUCUGGAGGAUGACCGGCUUUGCGCUGAGGAAGAACAGGUGUUCGAAACACUCUUGGCCUGGAUCCACCAUGAUCCUUUUUCUCGGCGGGGUGCUAUCCAUGAUCUCUUUAAGAAGGUGCGCUUGCGGUACAUCCAUCCAACAUACCUCUUCCAAUUCAUAGCCAAUGAUCCUCUCGUUCAGUCCUCCACCCUUUGCACAGAGAUCAUUGAGUCAGUGAGGCGGCUGAUGUUUUCUGUUAGUGCCAAAUGCACACGUGAGCUAAAGCCUCUCUGGACCACACCUAGACGUUACACGUGCCAGGAGACUUUAGUUGUUGUAGGGGGCCGUAAAAACAAUGAGCAGACAUCUCGAGAGGCGCUGCUCUAUGAUGAGCGUACUCAGCGCUGGCAGUGGCUGGCCAAGUUGCCCUUGCGCUUAUACAAGGCUGCUUAUGUCUGCAUACACAGUAUUCUGUAUGUCGUUGGAGGUCUCAGCCUCAGCAUGGCAUCAGGAGACAGCACAGUCAGUGCCACGGUCUACACCCUCUCACUUAAAACCAACCAGUGGAGGACAGCAGAACCCAUGCUUGAACCGCGUUAUGCCCAUCAGAGUGUGUCUUACCUGCACUUUAUCUUUGUUCUUGGAGGCAUAGGGGCAGAUAAACAAAUCUCUAACACAAUAGAGCGCUACAACAGCAUGUUCAACCGGUGGGAACCUAUGGCCCCAAUGCCCACAGCAGCGCUCCAUCCUGCAGUGGCUGCCAAUGAUCAGAGAAUCUAUGUAUUUGGAGGGGAGGAUUCCAUGCAGAAUCCAGUUAGAUUGAUACAGGUUUAUCACAUAUCACGUAACCAGUGGUUGAGAAUGGAGACGAGGACAGUAAAAAAUGUAUGUGCACCCGCCGCUGUCAUAGAAGAUAAGAUUUAUAUCAUUGGAGGGUACACAAGAAGGAUGAUCGCUUAUGACACCAAAGCCAACAAGUUUGUUAAAUGUGAGAACAUGAGGGAAAGGAGGAUGCAUCACUCAGCUACUGUGAUUAACAACAAGCUCUACGUGACAGGAGGACGCUUCCUCAACAACCACGACGUCAUUGAGGAUUCUGACUGCUUCGAGUGCUAUGACCCUAAAACCGAUGUCUGGACAUCUAAAGGGUCUUUACCAUACAAGCUGUUUGACCACGGGUCUCUGGCCCUGGUCUGCGUUUCCAAUCGACACAAUCCACCAUGACUAAUGCAAUUGGACCAAUCUAAUACUUGGGUAUUUUGUUGGCUCCCCUGUCCAAGAAAUAUUUCAUUUACAGGACCAUAUAUGAGACUCUCAAACAUAUCUGAAAUUCUCAUUUGUGGCUUUGAUGGUAUGAAGUGUCUUCAGUCAAAGAAUAUUUGACUAGUUAAGUGGAGGUUUUUGCUAUGGAGUCCAAGGAGUGUGCUCAGGAGCCCAGAUCACAGCAUCAGUUGUCUCCGCAAACCAUGUGACCCAAUAUCGCUCAUUCACAAGCUUUCUAUCACAUUCUUACCAACUCAGAGGGCUUGAAUCACCACAGUCAUUGUCAGUAUACUCCAGAUAAACAUUUAGAAUCCAAAACCACUGGAAGUAUCACUGUGGAAAACACAAUUUUCUUAGCACAUUGUAGCAUACCGUAAUACCAAUCAGCAGCCCAUUUAAAGUCACUAUGUGACAACACAUUCCUUGUGCUAUAAAGGGAGAAUCAAGAGCAGCUCAAUUACUGACAGUUUGUUAUGUCGCCCUCUGUUUGAAAAAGAGAAACUGCUGUUGCGCUGCACUUGCGUUUACUUGCAUGCCUUCAGUUGAUGGGAAAACUCUUUGUUUACUUAAGAAGAAGACCUUGUCUUCUGGGUUCAAUGCAAAAAAAAAGCACUAGACCGUAGUUCUGUGAAGACGUGAAGACAUUUACAGUAUUUGAUAUGACUUGAAUUUUGUUUUUUAGUGCUGCUUUUGAUAAUAAAAUGGUUAUUGCAUGUCCAGAAACCUGUAAGUGCAAAUAUCUGUUGUGUAGCAAUGAAGUAAGAAAUAGAUUAUUGAUCUAUACAAAAAGGUCAUUUAUUGUAUUAUAUACAGCCUUAUAUAAGUUCAACUUAUUCCUGUUCUCUGUGAGGAUUUUAGUCAAGGCAAUAAUAUUCAAAUUGUUAAUUAUAAUAUUAAUGGCUAAACAAGACAAAAUACACAAUCUACACAGCUAAUGUCAAGCUGAACGUCAGUUCUGACCUUAGCUCCAGGCAUUUGAAUAUUUCUCAUAUAGCGCAGCUAGUGUUUGUGUGAUUGUUGCAAAUUUCUAUGCAAAUACAUUGUACUGCAAAUUUUCUAUCCGUUACUGAGUCAGAUGCAUGAAAACAAAUUAGUGUUGUGCCUGCUUACACUGACACAAAUGUCAUUCCUGAGUUAAAUGAUCAUUCAAAUGAAAUUGCUUUAAGAAAAGACAGAGCUGUGACCUGACAGAAGUGCAGACACUUUAGUAUUGACAGUUAUGCAAUUUUAACACAUCAGAGUAUUACUGUAAGUGACAUAUGCUGUAUUACAUUUCUGCUCAACGCCUAAUGUGCUGGCUGACUCAUGUUUCCAGCACUGUAAUAGAACCAGGCGCGACUAUGGAGGUGGUUACUCAGGACAUGAACACAUUUAAUGACAUAUUGCAGCCAUUACGUACCAGCGUCAGAACUUAAGUAUAGUUGAGCAUAAUUUGCAGUAUAAAGGGUACAUCAUAUGCGUUCUUUCUUGUUGCUGUGUUGUUGUUUUUUUAUACCUAAAUACAUGUAUGUAAUUUUCACCUGGAAAUGUUGCUAUACCGUAGUGUACCUGUGAAAUUAUUUUUGUACCAUAAUUCCCUAUAUGCAUCUUUAUAGUUAAAAGAUAUAUAAUAAUACCGGUAUAAAUGGUGACUGCUUGAGUAUACGACCCAAGUAACAAGAAGAAGGUUUAGUACCCAUUGUUCCUGAUAGUGUACAGCAAUGUAAAUUCAAGUUUAACUUACAUUUAGCCAGGGCUUAAAGUUGUUCAAGCUUUUUUUAUUAGUAGUAGUAGCUCUACUCUGCUACAUCCUCUGCUUUUUUGCAGAUACUUUGAAAUUACCUUAUUGGCCUCGUUCGGGCUUUUCUGAGAUAAAGUUCAUAAUCAUUUAUAUACAUUUGUAUACUUAUUUUAUUUGAGAGCAGGUAAAAAUUUCCGGAGGCUUUUGAAGCAUGAACGGAACCAGCAGGAGUCACCUAAUGGACAAAUGUUUAUUCAUAGUGCUACACUUCCCUCAGAUGAAAUGACACAGCACAGGAUGCUUCAAAUUACUCCUCAGAUUGCAUUCUCAAACCUUUGGCCUGCUUUUCAGAUCGCAUGAAAGAUAAAGUAUUCGAUGAACUGUUUUGUAAACGUGGAAAAAGUGCAAAUCUCUCUGUCUCUCUCUCUCACACACACACACACACACACACAAUACAACCUCAAAGCAUCCCCAUUAAAAACUAGCCGUUCUACAACACCUGAUUCACUGUUUUUAUUUUAUGUGUAAGAAGAAAUAAAACACUGUCCUUCGGAUGGAUCUGAUCUACAUAAACCUUUUUAUAAACUAUUUCUCUGUAUUCUAUA
Tachysurus fulvidraco (yellow catfish) is the source of this 4416-nucleotide messenger RNA. It is a transcript of the gene klhl38a, whose product is annotated as kelch-like family member 38a. Bases 301 to 2052 code for a protein of 583 amino acids. Gene Ontology annotation, molecular function: protein binding. The record is from RefSeq and is a predicted model, not a curated record. Lineage: Eukaryota; Metazoa; Chordata; Actinopteri; Siluriformes; Bagridae. The transcript is spliced from 4 exons.